Spirodela intermedia is the source of this 5850-nucleotide messenger RNA. NCBI's taxonomy places the organism in Eukaryota, Viridiplantae, Streptophyta, Magnoliopsida, Alismatales, Araceae. The record is from the annotation of a GenBank genome assembly.
AUGGACGCUGGCGAGGAGAAGAGGAAGAGAUCAGCCGGUCGUCUCUGCUGCCUUUGCAAAGGGAACAAGGCUGCCCUCAAGAGACCUAAAACCCUCGAGCAGGUAACUUGUGUUUUAUUCUCACCCCUUCAUUUUAUUUACUCUGCGGAAGUUGUCGUUUCCGAGUUCUCCGUUUCAUUUAUGGGAUGCACUGAAUGUGGUAUCAGAGUCUCGUGUUGAAUUACCUAUGGGGUGGGGAAUAUAUUUGCUUCCGCGCCGUCGUUAGUCACCUGCCAAGCAACUCAGAAGAUCUUUUGGUGUUUGGAUUUCUAGCCUUGCGUUUUAUUCUUUGGAGUUUUAGCUUCUCGCACAUUAUCUCUUCUUUGGAAACCAGAUGGUUAUGGAGAUCCUCAGUCUUGUUGUCCCACUAGCAUCGGUCGACUAUUAUGUUACCACUGUAAUUGUGGGCUUCCCUCGCGGGAUAGUUGUUCUCGCAUGCUGGUUCCUCUGACCCUGAAAAAACUCUUUUUCUAAAUUUUUCUUCUUCAACACUAGACGUGUUUUGAAGAGUCUGAAACGUAGAAACUUUCGUUUCCAGAUCUGUAAGGAGUGCUUUUACGCAGUGUUUGAGGAGGAAAUUCAUACUGUUAUUGUGGACAACAAUUUAUUCAAGGCAGGGGAACGAGUUGCCAUUGGGGCUUCUGGUGGAAAAGGUAUCGCCAAUGACCGACCUCUGUCCCCCUUUUGUCAAUAAUUAACUGUAAGGCAUGUUUUAUUCCGAAACCUCUUUCUGUCCUUGACUGGACUGUGAACGCACUUCAUGGCUCUGGAAUCAUAGGUUUGGACGAACCUAAGAUUGUCCAUAGGCAUGCCAUAUGUAGACUGUAGGAUUUCACUGAGCAGUUUGUCAACUGUGGCGAAUUGCGUGUAAAGAUUUUUCUGUCCAUUUGAUAAAGAGUUAUAGCUUGGUGAAUUGAAGUUUUUUUUUUCAGUUUGACCCUUGUAACAUGCCUUUCUUGGUUCUUGUAUGCUGAUCCUGCCGCUCCAUUUCUUUUUUCUUAAUGUAAUGUAUUUUUUUCAUAGCACCGAGGAUGAACCCGAGUAAUUGUGUGAACACUGGGAAGGCUAAGUAACCGGGAUCUAAAUUUUUUUAUUUCAGCCUCAAGCUGAAUUUAAGCAGUAAAAAUCAGUUUCCUGAGGUUGUUGCUGUGGUCAGCUAAGGUGCAGGAUGCAGACUUUCUUAGGAAUGUGUUGUUAUUUCAACUUGCGUUCACAGUAUUUUAGACUAUUCGGUUAGUUAUUAUGAAUCAUUAUGAGUAUUAUUUGUUCUGUGCCAUCCUGAUAGUUUGUAAUAACGGCUUGAAUGUUGAUAGUUCGAAGUUAUCUUUUUGGUAGCAUAGCUAUUCUGUCAUUGUGUACUGAUGUACCUUGUGCUCCAUCUUUUAGAAUAUGCUAGUUGAUGAACUUUCAAAUUAAGGGAGAUACUCGAUUUGAUAUUCUUCUAACUCUGCAGAUUCAACUGUUCUUGCUUAUGUAUUAUCAAAAUUAAACGGUCAGUACAAUUAUGGCUUAGAUCUCUUCCUGCUAUCUGUUGAUGAGGGCAUCACUGGUUACAGGGAUGAUUCUCUUGAAACUGUCAAAAGAAACGAAGUUCAGGUGUGUGUCUCUCAUCUUUUGCAUAAUGUUUUUAGUUCGUGGAUUUUCUCCCAAGCUUUCAUUUGACCUCCCAAAUUUUAUUUGGGUUUUGAUAUGUUUAACAGUAGAUAGUCAGCUGGUCUUAACCAUAUCUUUUUUUCCAUGGACAUGAUAUCUUUCUCUUCUAUAUUUCACGCCCUGUCUUUUUUGGUGUAAUUUGUAGUGCAUGAAAACCAUGCUUGUGAUUGAACUUGUUCAACAUUAGUGAUGUGCAUAUGAUCUUUGAGAGAAAAUAACCAACUUAAAUGGUAAUUAUCUGUUAAGAAGCCAACCGUCGUCUACACAAGAUGACCUAGACCCCCACGUGGAGGGGGGACCACAAUAGAAUAAGGUACUAAGGCCUAUAAAUAUAGAAGAGGCCGAAAUAAGGGGGGGGGGAAGAAAACAGAGAGUGGAGAGAGAGAUCUGUCCCUGGAGAGGUCUGAUUCGGGCUCUCCUGCUCCUGAGGAUCGAUCCGACCUCAGGAACUCACCCUACUGUCUGCGAACCUCUAUUGUCUUUCCAAUUUCAUUUUCAAUUGUUCUGUUUGGUUCUUCUAUACACAGAGAUCUGAUUCCCUGAGUGAGCCUCGUCUAAGGUAAGAUUAGGGUGAAGAUUUCGCCCCAAAUCUUGAGAGGUUCGUAACAUUAUCCUUUUUCCUCUCUUCUUGAGAUGGACUUCUUCACUGUUUCAAAACUCAGUAAUUUGGAGGAUUCUAUGUCACAUCCUUUUCUUUCACUUGAUAAUGAAUAUGAAAAUUUUGCAUGUUUCAAAUUUAUAAAAUUUGCAUUUUUAUUGCUUCUGCGCACAUCAUUUGCAUUUGUUUACUUUCUUUUUUCUGCAUUUAAAUUCUUUAUUUAUCUUUCAUUUCAGUCAGUUAAUCCUCACAGUACUAUUUCUGUUUCUUUGUUCUUUCGCAGUAUGGCCUGCCGCUAAAAAUUGUUUCUUACAAGGAGUUGUAUGGUUGGACGAUGGAUGAAAUAGUGAAGUCAAUAGGUCUAAAAAACAACUGCACAUUUUGUGGCGUUUUUCGCCGUCAGGUAUGUCUUUUUGGGACUGAAAUUUCCGUGAUGUUGCUGUUACGUUUAUCUAAUUCUGUUUGAAUGAUUGUGGAACAUCUUGGUGUUUGUCAUUAUUUUAUUGGACGGGUACUGCCCUUACUUUUAUCUGGAUCAUUGUUACGACUAAAAUAUAUUUUGCAUAGCGGUAUUGGCUAUUAGAUGAGUUGAGCGGGCACUUCACAGCCUUUCUGUGAGCUAAAAAAAUACCUGGAGCACAGGGUAACAUAACGCACACCCUGUUGAAAAUUUGAAAAGUCCCAGAGUUCAGCUCACAUUAUUUCAUGAUGUGGAAUAUGUCGAACAUAAGAGAGAGAAUGGACACCUUUAUUUAGCAGGUAGAAACUUUCUGGCCGUACCUUUGGUGCGUUGGUGCCAAGGGCAUCAACCGAGUAUCGAAACCUUUUCUGACAUCUAGUUUCAUGCAACAUUCCCAUAUCCUCGUAGACAUCAUUCAUCAAGGAGUGAUUAGUUCGGCGUGCAGAUGUGGGCGAAGAAGCAACUCUGAUGGAGGGGGUAUAAUUUAUCCUGGUUCAACAUCUUGACAGAUAAUCCCUCUAAUAGUCACUUGGCUCCAUCCAUGCCCACUUCUGUCUGUCGCUUCAUACGUUUUACCUUACCGUUUAAACACUCUCACUGAUGCUGAGUUGAUGGAACAUUCCCAUAUCCUCGCUUUUUUUCCAUUUCUCUCUAACUGUAACUCCUCUUUCUAGGAGUUUAUAAUAAACAAUGGGAGAAGGAGCAGUGAAGGGAUUGGCGAUUCAUAUGGGAGUUACUGUAGCUAGGUGUUGCGCCGUUUGACUCGAUCAAGCUCUAAUAGGCUCAAUCUUGCAUGACUAACUAUUUGUCUUUAGAGAUACGUGGUAUGAGCUGCUACUCGUUCAUGGGAUAUGUAGUUGAACUGGCUUAGAUGCGUAUUAUGUUUCAAACUGUUUGUGAACGGGCCUGAUUUGGUAUGAUAUUAGAAGGAAUCGUUUAUGGGUGCUUUUCUCAUGGACUUAAUUGAUCUCCGCCAAGAUUUUUUUUUGAUGUUUUUAAACCUUUUGAAUCCUGCUGUAAACUUUAAAAUUCAACCUUAUGGUGGUACUAUGUUCCAGUUCUCGAGCCACAUAUUUUUGCCUGAAGCAGGUUCGUCUCUUGCAGUUAAACAUUAAUUUUUUCUCGUAUAUAACACAACUACUGGAUUCCCUAUCUGCAUUUCCAACUGCUGAGGGAAGAGAGUUUUUACAAGUUGUAAUACUUGCCAACUGGCAUCAUAAAUAUCCAAUGAAAGUGCAUUCUUGAAAUGAUGCUUUUCUUCGACAUCUAUAGGCCCUAGACCGUGGUGCUGCGCUGAUGAGAGCAGACAAGCUUGUUACUGGCCAUAAUGCAGAUGAUAUUGCGGAGACAGUCCUCUUAAACUUGUUACGGGGUGACAUUGCUAGGUAAAAAAAUUUCCAGGUACCCUCUGUUCCUUUUGUGUAUUCUUAAACUUUCUUUUCUACUACUUGAGUUGUGGUAUUGGGUUUUAUAGGCUGGGCAGAUGCACCCAGAUAACCACUGGUGAAGAUGGGCCCAUCCCAAGAUGCAAACCCUUCAAGUACACCUAUGAGAAGGAGAUUGUGAUAUAUCCUUAUGAUUUAUGUUAUCUCCGGUUAAUAUAAAUUAUUAAUUUUUGCCUUGUGACUUUGUGAACCUUGACAAUUUCUACGUAUGCAUAUUUCAAAAAACUGGACUACUUCUCCACGGAAUGUAAGUAAAAGUUCCGAUCUGAUAUUUUAUGCUGUAUGUUCCUAGAUGCAGAGUUGCUGCAUGGAAGCUGAUGAGAUGGGUAUAGUUUAUGCAGCUGCUAGAACUCUUUAUCCAUGUAUGUAAUGCCGGCCCAUUUAAGCAAACAUUAAUAAUCGUACAAUUUUCAUUGCGCUCUAGGCUGACUCAAUGGAAGAUCACUUGGGUGUAUUAGUGGAGCUCUGAGCGCUCACUUAUGAUUUACUAUGCUUUUUGUCUGAUCCAGUACUUUGACGUGAAUGCUUAGUAGGGGGGAAUAACUCGCUAUUAGAAAAUCUUCAAUAAUCUGUAUAAAUAUUGAAUUAUUAAAAUGAAAUACUUGGAAUCAUACAACAUUCAUCAUCUGUACCGCUGUAAUGGAGGAUGAAUGUUAAAAUUUUAGAUGAUCCUGUAGCUUGUGUUUGUCUAACGUCUCAACGAGGGUUCAGUGACUCCCAAUCCUGUUAAUUUCUUGUGGAAAAGGACUUUUUUACGUCCGUGUCCUUUACAAUCGCCCCCUGUACAACAGAGUGUUGUACUACCGUCUGAUCUCGCCUUGGUUGAGUCAUACUUCUGAGGACACCUUGAACAGGAGAGUCUUGACUCCUGAAUUGAUCAUUUGUUUAAAACCGUUGGGAUCUCGUCUGAAAACGAAAUUAAAUGCCACUUAUCUUCAAUGCAAAUAUUUUUAGUUUUGAAUUUCAGCUACCUCCCUACCGGUGCUUCUUAUGAUUUUAUUUCUAUAUUUGUCAACUGCUGAGUGCCUGUUCUAACCCCUUAUUUAUCAGUAUUUCACUCAAGUCAUUUUCUCAUGUAGGCAUUUAUUCUCCCAAUGCAUAUCGCGGCUUUGCUCGGGAAUUUAUUAAAGAUCUUGAAAAGAUAAGGUGGGUUAAAUCACUACCAUGAAAUCGAGUGGAGAUUUUAUAUCUUUUCUUCUUUUAAGCUUCGCAUCGCUUUUGUUUCUUACCCGUUUUAUGUUUUCCCCAUUUCCGAAUGGAUCAAUUCAUCUGUGUCCAGGCCCAGAGCCAUACUGGACAUUAUCCGGUCUGGAGAAAAUUUUAGGAUAUCCAACUCAACGAAGAUGCCAGAGCAAGGCAUGUGCGAGCGUUGUGGUUAUAUAUCCAGUCAGGUGAACCCAUUUUUUACUUCAUGGGAUAUUGUUCAGAAUGCUGAUCUUUCUCUAAAUUUCUGCCUUCAUCCACUGCCCUUAGUUAUUCUAAUCGAGUUCAUCCCUGUUUAGCAGCGCUACUCAUGUCUUCCCCAGUCUAUGCCUUUAAUCUAGGAUUCAAAUCUUUUUAUCCAAAUGUAGAAAUGGUGCAAAGCUUGUGUUCUUCUGGAUGGUCUGAACCGUGGCCUGCCAAAGCUCGGCAUUGGAAGAGCAAGAGCGCCGUAG